This is a messenger RNA of Cavenderia fasciculata, 1497 nucleotides long. RefSeq lists its product as uncharacterized. The transcript has 4 exons. The record is from RefSeq and is a predicted model, not a curated record. Bases 1 to 1497 code for a protein of 498 amino acids. NCBI's taxonomy places the organism in Eukaryota, Evosea, Eumycetozoa, Acytosteliales, Cavenderiaceae.
AUGAAAUUAUUUAAUCAUCAAUUUAAAACAACAAUUAUCACAUUGGUAUUAUUGUUGUUGGUGAUAUCUAAUACGAUCAAUGCAUUUGAUAGCAAUGAAAAAGUAAGAGAUGAUCUACAUCCAUACAUUAUGGCACAUACAGAAGGAGUAAAGGACAUGCGACAUGGUCAAUAUGCAUUUGCAUUUUAUGGUUCUUUGGGUGCACAGGGUGGUGCAUUUCCAUUGAAUCGAUUUAAAAGUUUAGAUUUGACAACUCUAGGAACAUCAUAUUAUGUUUGUGAUAUCAACAAUUUUAGAUAUUUUAAACAAGAAGAAGAAAUUACCGUAAAGAACCCUAUCAAUUAUAAAAUUGUACGACAAGUGACCAAAGCACCUCCUAUAGUGGCUGCACCCAUCGCAGUGUUACAAACCAUCUCUAAAAUCACCACCUCACCUAUCACUCGGAAAGUGUCAUCAUCAAAUCGCUUGGUUAUUUCAAAGAUCCUCUUUACUCCUUCCCCAAACUGGUAUACCAACCCAUUCGAUACCUCUACACUCAGUAUCAUCCAUGUUCUAAAUUUAAAUGGACGUGGAGCCAUGUUAAAACCACUACCACCAACCACCCCCAUCGCUUACAAGAUAAACAGUGAAGAAACGGUCACCAACCUUUUAUUGCCAAAAAAUAUAGAAAACGAACGUCUUUAUCUAUCGUUUUCUCGACAAUGGGAUAUUGACUAUUGCCAUUAUAUCAAUAUUCUCCAACUCAGUGCCCCUACUCGAGGUAUCCAGGUAGUGUCGGCUGCCACUAAUCGGUAUGGUGAUAGACACGUCGGAUAUCAAUCGACACUGGUGACAGAACUAGAGAGAAGUUCAAUGAUCAACAUAAGACGACCAGAUGGAUCUAUAGUGUCUGAACUAUUCACUUUUCCAACGACUUUUAAAUCCCGUGAAUUCAACUGGCAGUAUCUAAUCAAUCAGGCAUUUGAUUUUUUCAUUACCAACAAAGUUGAAAACUUUAGAUCAUUUGAAAAUUGGAAGAUAUUUCUUGACUCUGCUGGAUAUCAAGAUCCAUUUCCUCAAAUUGUAAAGAAAGCACUUAUCAAAACACAGAAAGCAGAUUGUAAAUGGUCACAAAUGAUUCAAAGAGUAAAAGGAAGUGGAAAACAAUUGAUGUUCCUUAAAGAAACAGUGAUUCCAAUUGACCCUCCUUUUGAUGUUUCCGAGCCAACUUGCAAACCAAAUGCCCCUUGGAAAAUGUUUCCUUGUUUAAAGACACCACUACCAAACUUUGUAAAGGACCCCAACAAUCCCACAUUUGAUUGUGACAUUACCGCUCAAUUCCGAGACCAGUGGAAAGAAGCUAUCAUCGAAUCAGCUACACAAAAUGGAAAGAUACCACCAGCAGAUCCAACAAAAUUUAUCGAUGAAAAAACGGAAGAGUUCAAAGUAGGAUUUCAAUCAUUUUAUUCAAAUGAUAAAAGAAAUGGUGUCAUUGAAUGUGCUAAACUAAAUAAAUAA